AUGUCUUUUCAUGCGCAGCAGCGCAAGAGGACACUUGUGUUGUGGUAUACGCCUCGACAUAUCGAGCUGCUUUUACCCGCUAACGACUCUAAAGAGUAUCCUGAGGAGGCUUUCUCUGUUACGAGCGGUGCUGUUGUGGACUUGCGGGCCGGAGGAGACGAUGCUUCCCAGUGCUCUGGUACGGUUUGGACUGGUAGUGCCAGAUCCAACCGGUCUAAGGCCAGCCGAUCCUCCUCUGUGAAGGCGGGUACUGUGUGGACUGCCAUCAAGACUUCGAGCAAAAAGGCUGCUUCACAGACUCUGCACGUUUUUCCCUUUCUGAGCUCGCAAAGGGAAAAACGCAUGGCUGACCCUCGGUCUGAGCACAGUUGUGUUAAGCGCACUCGCGUUAAUGCUGCCACGGUAUGGUCUGGGGCCGCCUCUUCAGGAGCUUCUGUGCAUUCUCCCAUGCCUGCCCUGCCGGAAUGGGAUGAUGCAGAUGCCCCGCGCCCUGAGCGUUUGCAUCAUGCCCACCGGGCCCUGCCGCAGUCUGCCCUUGUCAUGGCUCGUCGGAACCGCGGCCGCGCUUUCCCUGACGGUGUUGCUAAGUGUGGGCUUUGUCCUUUCCGUCGCAAGUGCCCAGACCCGGUCAAGGCCUACAAGGCUUUUCAGAGGCACUUCAGGGCUGCGCACCCGGGUGAAGCGUAUGGGUUGGCCCCGGAUCGCACAGCGUCGUGUGUCCGAGCCCUUGCUGAUGGUGAGGAGGUUUGCUGGCAAUGCAAGUGGUGCCGAGCGGGAAUCUCCGUUGCUGAUGCCGCUCGGUUUGGCAACGACUCCUUGUGGCGCUUCCGUCGAGAACAUAAAACUGCGGCUCACCCUCGCCUCUCUUGGGCGGUUUGGACCAAGCAGACGCGCCGUAACCCUUCAGCCACCAAACGGGCCUCUAAGAUCAGUGUGACUCGUAGCAAUGCCAACAAAGCCAAGCUUCUCCCGGUGGUGCGUGAGCUUGAGGCCCAGCACUUUGAUGCUUUCAGCUGGCCGCGUAAGGCUGGGAAGGACACCAACACGGUUGAUAAGUAUCCCUUGCGAAUGACCCCGAGCUGGCUGUGUCGCAAGUGCAAAGCGUCGUGUCAGUCGGCUGCUGCGGCUCGCAAGCAUCGCACCGUCAAAGGUCAGUGCCCUUCUCGUACGGCUAUUGGAUCCGUCUGCGCUCUCUUGCUGCCAUUAAAAAGAUCCAUGACAAGGUGGGGCAGCUGGAUGCUCUUCUUCGGCAAGGUGAAUGUGCCGGACAUGGCUGGCAUCGGCUAUCGUAAUCAGUGGAAGGCGCAUGGCAGGCAUGCUGCCUUGAGUGCCCCGGAGGAGGCUCUCGGCAGCCGCGUUGCCUUGGUCAGUGACUUUCCUUUUCGACAUGUUCAGCUGUGUAAGGGGCCUGCGUCCACUAGACACGUGGCGGGGCUCUUUAAUAUGCGCUCUCUUCCCGAGGAUGACUUUUCGCUUCCCCAGGGUUCCCGUGGCAUCACUGAUGAGAACAUUCUGGUGAUAGCCUUUUAUGGUCAGGCUGGCAAUGAGCCAGUCGCCCAGGCACAAGUGGAUGACGUUUUGGCGUGUGCGGUGACCUCGGGGUAUAGGUUUGUGGCUCUUGGCGACUAUAACCUGGAGGCUUCCCAGGGCCGCUUGGGGUCGCUAAUUGCUCAAGGCACCGUUCUUGCUGGUGAUGAGUGUGCACGUGGCCGGCCUCUUCCUGCCACGGGCCCGGUCAAUGCACAGGGAGUGCGCUCUCGUCGCAUCGAUUUCGCUGUUAAUCAUCGUGACCUGCCAGCGGUUUCAGUGGAUCACUUUCAGUGCGAUUGGUCGGACCAUUUGGGUGUGCACUACUCGUAUGCCCUUGCUGCCCCUCGCCCCUUGGUUGGGCCCAGGAGAUGCAAGCCUCGCGACGAUCUCCUGCCUUCUGACUUGGAGAGCAGAUGUGCUCAAAUCGAUGCAGGACCGUUUGCGCUUGCUUUGGAACGUAAUGAUUUGGACGGCGCUUGGCGCUUCUUGUCGGACACUGCCGAGGCCCUGCUGUGUGAGCCGUGCUCUGCAGAGUGCGUCCCUCGUGCGUCUUCGUGGGAGCCUGUCACCUCCAUUGCUGCGGGACGGUCGGGCAAGCAGCCUGUGAAGUCGGAAAGCCUGCGCCUUUUGCUGCGGCUCCGCGCCAGGCUCCAUGUUUUCUCUCAUCGGACGAACGAUGCUUUGUUGGCGGCGCGAAUCAGGCGCUCGCUUCGGUCCACACGUUUGAAGGUGCCAAGCCUGCCUUAUGCCCGCGAUGGAGAUGAGCUAUCUCUCCUUCCACAUGUCGAACAGCUCAUCGAGACCUUCACUCAGCAGGAGGAGGAUGCCAAAAAGCAACUGUGGCGCACCAGGACGCGCACUAACUUGCCUCGCGCCCGGUCUUUUGUCAAACGGCGCGCUGACGAGCAACUUGCUUGGGAGCGUCAGCUUCCGGAUGUUGCCAGUCCUGGCGACCCCGCACAUCCGGCGGUUGCGGUUGCAGCUGUGGCGAAAGAUCUGUGUGCGAAGCUUUCUCCCGCAUCCUUUCAGGCGGUCGAUGUGCAAGCCAUGCGUGACCUUUUGCGGCCCCUGCCGCGUCCUGCUAGCUUGGAGGUUUUGCCUAACAUCACGCCUGAGGCUCUCCGACUUUCAAUGCAAUCCACGAAGCACCGCGCUGCCGGCCCGGACGCGUGGAAACCCGGACUGUUAUGUCUCAUGCCUGAUCCUUGGUGGGUGUGGACCUCCCAGCUGUGGAAUCGGUGCAUCGCUUGUGGCGACAUCCCAGCCCAGUGGGCGCAAGCACGUGUGGUGAUGAUUAAGAAGCUCAAAGGAGGCUUCAGGCCGUUAACGAUAUCCCAAGCUGUCUGGCGUGCGGGAGCACGGGUUUUGAAUGCCCAACUCGCGGACUGGACUGGUUCGUGGAGGUCCCCGUCGGACGCCGGUGGCAUCCGGGCACGUCGGUGCCGGGUGCCCUGCUUCAACUGA
Symbiodinium sp. CCMP2592 is the source of this 2994-nucleotide messenger RNA. Lineage: Eukaryota; Dinophyceae; Suessiales; Symbiodiniaceae. The record is from the annotation of a GenBank genome assembly.